UUGAAAACAAUCUUUGUCGCGGGCGAACAUUGCGAUUACGAGGCCAAGUCUUGGGCUGAAAAUACCUUCAAAGUGCCGAUUCUGAACCAUUGGUGGCAAACCGAAACCGGUCAUGCUAUAACUGCGACUUGUCAGAGUCUAGGUCACAGCUUAAAUCCCCCCAAACACUGUACAGGAAUGCCUUUUCCCGGAUACAAUGUUAAAGUUCUUCGCGAAGACGGAAGUAAAGCAUCGGCCCAUGAACUAGGGAGGAUUGCUGUUAAAUUACCUUUACCGCCUGGAACAAUGUCGACACUGUACAAAGCACCUGAACGCUUUAAAGACAUUUACUUCUCAAAGUUUCCUGGUUAUUACGAUACAAUGGACGCGGGCUACAUUGAUGAAUAUGGAUAUGUUUACGUUACCGCGCGAGAUGAUGACAUAAUAAAUGUCGCUGGUCACAGAUUAUCGACGUCAGCAUUGGAAGAUGUUGUGUUAAGUCACCCCGAUAUUGUUGAUACUGCGGUUGUCGGUGUACCUGAACCUACUAAGGGAGACAUUCCGCUAUGUCUUUACGUCAUGCGAACAGAUACGACUAAGAAUGAAGAACAAAUAAAUCAAGAGUUAAUUAACAAAGUAAGGCAGCUUAUUGGA
Messenger RNA from Cotesia congregata, 633 nucleotides. The record is from the annotation of a GenBank genome assembly. Lineage: Eukaryota; Metazoa; Arthropoda; Insecta; Hymenoptera; Braconidae.